Messenger RNA from Etheostoma cragini (Arkansas darter), 1456 nucleotides. RefSeq names its product leucine rich repeat containing 3B (gene lrrc3b). Bases 337 to 1119 code for a protein of 260 amino acids. Gene Ontology annotation, molecular function: protein binding. The record is from RefSeq and is a predicted model, not a curated record. The transcript has 2 exons. Lineage: Eukaryota; Metazoa; Chordata; Actinopteri; Perciformes; Percidae.
CCCUCCCUGUCUCCCUCUUCACUCCUGUGCGGCGUUUCAUACUCAUAAGUAAAUAUGCGAAUUCACACUGCGACUUGUGCGUGUCAGUGAGCGGAUAGUGAGCGUGCAGGCUUCCCUCAGCCCGUCCCAGCUGCUCCGGAUCAUACAACCGCAGCUUCCCCUCCAGCAGGUAUGGCUGUGUCUGCAGGUCUCAACGCAGCAUGAGGACAUCUGAUCCCGCGGCAGGAUCUCCAGUCAGCAGACAGUGAAGACUAGUCGCCACUAUGCGAUGUGUGUAAGGGACCAGUGGCGGGGUUGUGGACCCAGGCGGGAUGCCGCGGCUGACGGCUGGUCAGUAUGACUUUGCUGGACUUGUGGUUGUCGCGCUCUAUCCCCAUGUGCCUGCUCCUACAGAGCCUUGUCCUCAUGGCCCUGUGCUUCCCCUCGGCCAGCAUGUGUCCAAAGGGCUGCAUCUGCCAACGUGACCCCCACCUCCACGGCCUCAACGUUACCUGCAGUCAGUCCCGCCUCAAAGAGAUCCCAUCCAGUCUUCCGGUCGACACCGUCCUGCUGAGGCUGGAGCACAACCAAAUAGGUGCAGUGCCCGAUCAAGCCUUCCACGGCCUCCGGCUUUUGAGGGAGCUCAACCUUUCAUACAAUGCGGUGGAAACAUUAGGGGAAGGUGCCUUCAGCGGCAUAGAGGCGACGUUACAGGUGCUGGACCUCUCCCACAACCGCAUCACUAGCGUACACAAGGAUGCCUUCGCUCGGCUCAAGGCCCGCGUCAUUGUGGACGAUAACCCCUGGCAUUGUGACUGCGCCCUCCAGCAAGCCAUUGGCGGAAUGGCCCACAACCACGAGGCAGCCGCCAGGGUCCUCUGCAGGAGCUCGGAACUUCGUGACCAAGAGGGUCGACCUUUCUUGGCGGUUGACACCGACCUCUGUACCCUAGCCAAAAGGACCACAGACUACGCCAUGCUGGUGACCAUGUUUGGUUGGUUCGCCAUGGUCAUAUCAUAUGUCGUGUAUUAUGUUCGUCAGAACCAGGAGGACGCCCGACGCCACCUGGAGUACCUCAAGUCGCUUCCGAGCAAGCCCAAGAAACCUGACGAGGCUGACGACAUAAGCACUGUUGUCUGACGGCAGCGUCAUAGUGACUGUGUCCCACACAAACCUCACAAACACCACGAUGUUCUAGGACCUACAUUUAUAGCGUAUACUAUUUAAAACUUUUAGGUGAGCUUCCAAUCUGCUGACAAAUCUUUGUAUUUUGGAAGUUCUGGUGUAUGUACCGGUGUUUGUUCACGACUGAUCUGAGAUGAGAUGAUAGCGGGGCCACAGAGUCUAAUAGUCUAAUACCAACAUUGUUUUUUCUACAAAAGUUGCAUAUGGGGCUUUGACAUUUUUUAUCUCAGGUUUAAACAUUGACAUGAAAAUGGCUUUUUAAGAUGAAAAUUUGGAAUAUCUGAAAAAUAUA